This is a messenger RNA of Postia placenta MAD-698-R-SB12, 1281 nucleotides long. RefSeq lists its product as hypothetical. Lineage: Eukaryota; Fungi; Basidiomycota; Agaricomycetes; Polyporales; Adustoporiaceae. The transcript is spliced from 15 exons. Bases 1 to 1281 code for a protein of 426 amino acids. Gene Ontology annotation, cellular component: vacuolar membrane. Gene Ontology annotation, biological process: amino acid transmembrane transport. The record is from RefSeq and is a predicted model, not a curated record. Gene Ontology annotation, molecular function: amino acid transmembrane transporter activity.
AUGGCACCCACUUCGCAGCCCCUGCCUGCGGGCGAACAGCGUGGUUCGCUCGACUCCUCCGUGGACAGCAAUGCUUUGGAAAAAGCGGCCAAGAAGGAACCAGCCGCGGGCGUGACGCAGAACGAGUUCGAUGUGUAUGGCAAUGAGGAAACGGCAGACAUCAAGUACCGCACGAUGGUGUGGUGGAAAGCCGCAGCACUGAUGCUUGCCGAAACGGUGUCGUUGGGUAUCCUGUCAAUACCGUCCGUCUUCGCUACCCUAGGCAUGGUUGCAGGAUGUAUCCUUGUGAUCGGCCUAGGAGCAAUCGCGACCGCUACCGGAUACAUGAUAGGCCUGUUCAAGCUGCGAUAUCCCCAUGUACACAAUAUGGCGGAUGCGGGCAUGAUCCUCUGGGGACCCGUCGGUCGCGAGGUCCUUGGCGCCGCACAGGUCAUUUUCAUGGUCUUCAUAUGUGGAAGUCAUGUCCUGACCGGAUUGAUUGCGUUCGACACAAUUACCUCUGGGGCGUCGUGCUCCGUACUCUGGGCCGGCGUAUCUGCCAUUAUCUGUUUGGUGCUUACCAUACCAAGGACGUUGGACGGUAUUUCGUAUCUGAGUGUCGCGUCGUUCAUAUCUAUUCUCGCUGCCGUGUUCAUUACUAUGAUCGGUGUUGGCGUCGCGGGACAUCAGGGCGGUGUCACUGUUACUGCAAACCUGAGCUUCGCAAGCGGUUUUCUUGCUGUGACGGACAUCAUCUUUGCUUAUGCUGGGCACGUUGGCUUUUUCACCUUCAUAGCCGAGAUGCGCAAACCCGAAGACUUCUCGAAAGCCUUAUAUUGCCUGCAAGUUGCGGACACUACUUUGUACCUUGUCGUUGGCAUCGUGGUGUACGCGUUCGCGGGACCCAACACGGUAUCCCCUGCUCUGGGGAAUACGGGCACGACCCUGCGCAAGAUCGCGUAUGGCAUGGCACUGCCCACUAUCAUGAUAGCGGGAGUAAUCAACGGUCAUGUCUGUGCGAAGCUGGUGUUCAUCAGGAUAUUCCGGCGCAACGGUGUUAAGUCGCGGCAUAUGACGACGCAUUCGUGGGUGGGCUGGCUGACGUGGAUUGGCAUUUGCUUCGCGAUCUGGACCAUGGCAUUCAUUAUUGCGGAAGUUAUUCCAUUCUUCAAUGAUCUCUUGGGCGUCAUUAGUGCCCUUUUCGCUAGCUGGUUCACGUAUGGAAUCUCGGGAAUAUUCUGGUUUCAUUUGACAUGGUCCCGACGGACAACGGAGCCGCUGAACAUACUCUUUCUGUAUUAG